AUGUCUGAAAUACUGCAAGAGAUCGCCGAUGUGCCCAAGGAAUUCUUCAAGGAUGGAACGCAGUUCAUCAACAGAUGUACAAAGCGUACGUUCUCCUCGCCCGCUCCUGAUCGAAAUGCCCUUUUGCAGUUAUCCCCCCCAACCGAACAGCAGCAGCAGUAUCAGCAAGGCCAGACGCAGAGCAGAGCGCAAGACCUUGCUGCUGUGAAUUUACCCUUUGACUCUUCAGCUGCGCAUCACCGUCCUUUUGGCAUCGGGCAUAUCCCCUCAAGCUUGUUCAAAACCGCAGAUUGCUAACUAUUUGUUUGAAUAAAUACAC
Molecule: messenger RNA, 319 nt
Organism: Cladophialophora immunda
Lineage: Eukaryota; Fungi; Ascomycota; Eurotiomycetes; Chaetothyriales; Herpotrichiellaceae
Exons: 1
Coding region: 1-297 (98 amino acids)
Source: RefSeq, a predicted model, not a curated record